CAAGAUGGCGCCCGUAGACACACGUAUAGUCUAAGGGCUCCCUGCUACACUGCGGAUAUCCAACAAAUUUCCUCAUUCUGAGCCUCCAUUUCACCACCAUGACGACCACACCGUCCACUAGGGAAGUUAAGAGAGUCUCAGACCUUGUUGACUCUCAGCUGAGACUCAGUUUUGACAAGUUGAAAGAAGAGUUCCUGGGCGCUGUGAAGCAAGACAUUUUAGCGGCCAUAAAGGCUGAAGUCAGACACGAACUGGACCAGUUUAAGUCGUCAUUCCAAGCUGAGAUUGACGAGCUGAAGCACACACUUGUCGAGAAAGACGAAGAACUGACUACACUAAAGGUACGCUUAGCCGAAGCCGAAAGUCAUGCCGAUAGAAACGAACAAUAUAGUCGGAAGCAUUGUCUGCUCGUCUUCGGAAUCCCCCCUCCCCCAUCACCUGAAGAGAGGAAAUCAGAGGACUGCGCAUCAACAUUCAUGGACUUCACCAGGAAACAUCUCGACGUCAGCGUCCAACGAUCAGACAUCGACAUAGCACACCGUGUUGGCCGGCCUCGUGACGGAGCUCACACAGUCAUCGUCAAGUUCACCAACUAUGCAAAGCGUCAGGAAGUCUACAAGGCCAAGAAACGACUAAAGGGGAAAACAAACAGCACGGGCAAACCCUACAUCAUCAGAGAAAACUUGACCAAACGCAACCUUGAACUGUGUAAUUCUGCAAAACGCCUGCCCAGUGUCAGCUCCGCAUGGACCCAAGAUGGCAAGAUUUUCGUCAAGGUCAACUGCGAAGGCGGCGAUCCAGAGAUACACCGAAUCACCGGCCCCACCGACAUCCACCAGCUCGAACUGAUGGCUAACAAGUAAAACUUGAAGCUAUUAUGUUUAUUCACCAAGCUAUUCACAUAUGAUCUACUUUCACCAUAUUGCUUUUCAUGUCGUCCGAUCCGUCGAACAUGAUUAAAGGCAAUCAGAUCACCUG
Messenger RNA from Branchiostoma floridae (Florida lancelet), 978 nucleotides. RefSeq lists its product as uncharacterized. The record is from RefSeq and is a predicted model, not a curated record. Bases 99 to 863 code for a protein of 254 amino acids. NCBI's taxonomy places the organism in Eukaryota, Metazoa, Chordata, Leptocardii, Amphioxiformes, Branchiostomatidae. The transcript has a single exon.